AUAACGACAAAAUGGUGGACAGACAAACUAUAAAAAUCUAGCCCCAUUUUCUUAAUUCAUAUCAAAUUAAAUUAAUUUUAUCCACUAUUGGAUAAUUAUAAUUUAUAAUAACCACAUUUCUUUAGUUAAAGAAAGGGUAGGACUACCAAAUAAAGUUAUAUUCUCUGUUUAACUCUUUGAAUCGCAUAGUAAUAAGAUGCCUUUUACUAAAGUUCCAGUGGUGCAUAAAUUUGGAAUAAUUUCAAGCACUCAAAGAAUAGAGCUUCAAGAAAGAUUAUUAAGGCAAACUUUUCAUACAAGCAGUAAUAGCAAGAAGGCCACAUUAACUCAAAGGUAUUUUAAGAAAUUAUAAAUCUGUUUUUAAAAAUUAGAGUUAGAUUGUGCUCCUAUUAAUAUUAGCUUUUUAUUAAUAUUAAAAUGUUUUUUUUGUUCUCAAUCAGACUUAGUAAGGUAGUACCAUUUAAAAAAAAAAUGAAUGAAUUGAUCGUGAUAGGCUUAUAAGUAGGCCUAAAUCUGAUAAGAAUGAUAGAAUUGUGCAUUUAUGGGCAUGUUGUAUUUUAACUUAAAAAUAUAACUUUGCCACAAAUGCCUACUUCUACCAUUUAAAUAAAAGACAAUGUCAACUUACUUACUAGUUGUAAAGAUGACUGCGUUUUUUUUUUAUCCUACUGAAAUAAAAUUUAGCAAAACUGUUAAAUAUAAUAAAUUAUGAGUUAUCUUUAAUUUAAUAUUAUAAUUUGUUUUAAUGUGUUUGUAUUAUUUAGAAACACGUUAGAAGUUUCAGAAGAGUUUGUUCAUCUCUUCAACAAUGCAGAAAAUCAUCAAAAAGACAAAUAUGAAGAAAAAGCCAGAAAAUUAUUAGAGAGAUCUAAGGUAAAGAUUUGUUUGCAGCACACUCGAGUAAUUCAACAUCUCAGAUGUCUUAAAAAUGUAUAUUAUUUGUGGAUUAUCUUUUCUUUAAUGCUGCCUGUAACUGUAAGUGUAAACUUUGUAAUUCACUAGCUUAGCUAGCUUAACAGUAAAGACAUUUGUGUACUAAGUAAAUCAUUUUCAUUAACAGCGGAGAUCUGGACUUAAAAAAUGUGGACAAGGUUCACAUGUUAAUUUGCCACUGGCAUGGACAGAAUUGGUUCAGCUUGCUCAAUGUAAAGGAAGAUUACAAGAAGGUGGGCCAUGCAUUUAUUAGCUUUUGUUGCACCAAAACAUUUGCCAUUAGCAAAGUUAGUAACAAAUAUUUUGUUUAUACAUUUUUUAGCACAUUUAGCCUAAUCCUAAAAAAUAAUGUUUUUUGAAAUUUUUUCAUUACAUUUAAUGAUAAUUUAUAUCUUGAAAAAUCAUUUUGAGAUACAAGAUGUCACUAAAUUCAGGUACCCCACAUGACAAUGUGUAUUAUUCAUCAGGUUUUUCUAGAACUUAGAUUUGUCGUUUUAGGUAGGUUUUAGAACCUGGGUUUGAAGAGCCUUUUACAACAAUAUUGUUUUCAAAUACUUACUAACAAUGUAAAUGUUUAUUUUCUUUUUUUUAAGAGUGCCUUGAUGCUCUUGUGGUUUCAUUGGAUGUAUCACCAUUGGAAAAAUGUCAUAUUCCGGCAUUGUUUUUCCUUGCUGAGACAAUGUUGUACAAGAUACGAACUGAAUCAGUUUUGCAGCCAUUUUUGAAAAUCGGAGAAAUAAAACUCCUGAAGGUUUGUGGCAAAUAUUAAAUUUUAAAUGCUUAUCAAUUUUGAGUCUGAUAUAUUGCUCUAAAUUUUAAAAAAUGGAAAAACAUAUGUUAAAGCAUAACGUUUUAAUUUUUUAAAAUAAAGAGCAUUUACUUAAACUUAAAUAGGUCUUAAUAAAACUAGAUGAGAAACAAAACUGUAAUAAUUUUAAUUUAGCAAGAAUGAGGAUUAAGCACAAACUAUCACAUUAUUAUCAGCCUGGUGACCAACUAACUUGGCCAACCAGCUAAUAUAUAAGCAUCUGUGCAAUGGGCAGAUGGGUUGAUAAUGGCAAUAUUUAUAUACACAGCGUGCACCAAAAUAUACUGUACUGAAACUUCUGCAUCCUGAAUGUGUAUGUGGCUUUCAAAUGGUGCAUAGCUUCAGUCACUACACAUCACUAAAAGUGAAAAUAAAGUUGUGUUGAGCAGUUUUUUGCUGGAGAUGGGUCUCUGAAUGGUGGAAAAAAAUGCAUACCUGAUCAUUAAAUUUGCUCAUACUGAACUGGUCAUGAGGGGGGGGGGGACGAUUUUGGCCCCAUGUGAUACAUAUUAUAUCAAAAUCAUUAAAUGGUUUAAGGGCUCUAGGCAUUUUGCUUACUCUGCCUAUUGGAUAAGAUGGUCCUGAAGGUGCAUUCUUGUAGGCAUGGUUCAGAUCAGCUAUGCUUGACUGACCAUGAGGAAAACAAGUUUUGCUAACAGGAUGAGUCUUGCGAAUUUGAAAAUGUGUUAGAAAGUCAUAAAAUAAAGCUAUUUGGAAAAUACUAUAGCAUGUGCCAAAUAUUUUUUAAAUUAUGUAAGUCUGGAAUAAUGUUACAUUCUCUUAUUUGAAAUAAUGUGGUUUUUUUUAAUUUACUUCCAGAUGGGCCAGUUGGUAUUUGAAAGAUUGUUUUACCACCAUAUGGCUGGUCAACUCCAGGGCCAUGUGGAGUCCAAGAAUAGGCUCUGCACUUAUAUCGAGGGUGAAAAUUUAUUUUACUGAAAAAUUUCAUUGUCAAUUUAUAUUUACAAUAGAAAGUUAUAUGAUUUGUUAACCUAGCCUUGUAUACAGAACAUAAUCAGUGAAUCUUUAAAGUAUUCAUCUGGGGAACUUCUUCUUCUUCUUUAUUUUGAGGGCCCUCGAUCAAUGAAUUGAUCAUUCUGGCUCCUAUGUUUCAACUUAACUUGGGUUCAUCUGAGCAUUAAGACAGUGACUGGAUUUGGACAAUUUGAAAAUGUGCACCUUCAUCUUUAUUAAUCUCAAACAAAACAUAGAUAUAUUUGGGACACCUUUCUUUCUUUAUUUGUUGUGUUUUUACAGCCAAGUUAGCUUAUUUUUUCUCCUAUGCCAAGAUAAUUUAGUUCUACUCCUAUGCCAAGAAAUCUUAGUUUUACUCCUAUGCCAAGAUAAAUUAGUUUUACCCCCAUUAUAAGCCUGCUGUGUUCUGACUCUUUGUUGGAAGUUUUCUUCCUCAGGAUUCACUUAUCUCCCUCCCUUAAUUGGCAGAUUGGUCUAUUCCACCUGAUUCAUUGCCCUAAUCUGGGUGUGACUGCAGAAGAAUUCAAACCUCCUACUAUUUGGUUAUGUUGCAGAUGUUCUCUUAUAAUGCCUGACGGGCACUUAAAUUAAAAUACAGUAUUUAUCUAAAUAUUCCCACAACAAAAAUAAUACAAUAUCUUAUUGAAUUACUUGUUGAAUAAAAUUACCCACUUUUCUAAUGUAAGCUUGAACCAACCUUUUAGGCAUUUAAAAUAAACAUUUCCAUAGUAACUUAAAUUUUCGAUUAUUUAGAUAAUAUCUAAAUUGGUUCACAGUAACAGUUCAUUUUACCACUUUUUUAUCCAAUGUUUACUCUUGUCUGUGAUGUAUUAAAAAUUCAUCCCCAAGCCAUUUUUUAUUAUCUUUGCAGUUAUUUUUAAGCUUCAUUAUAUCGAGCAUUAUUUUUAAUGCACUUACAGGUCUGCAAGACUACCAACAACUUUAUAGUCCGUACCCAAAUGCAUUGCUGUCACUUCGUUUUGUGACUGAAGUAGGGAAGAUAAUCCUGGCAGACAUAAAGCUUCAGUCAGUUGGGAAUAACCGUGGUGACAAUCUGCUUAAUGCCCCUAAACACAACAUGGAGGAACUAAGUUUAGUAAGUGGAGUACUCCUUCCAUAAAGGAAAAAAAACAACUUUUUGGUAAUGUUAACAUUUUUUAAAUUAUACCUAAAACAUUAUUUACUGUAACAUUAGCUAUGCUGAGAGAAGCUGAAGGAAUAAUGUUGAUAGAGAAUGCACAUUAUUCAGCAAGACUUAAUGUUGAAAAUUUUCAUUAGUGCAAUUGAUCUGUCAUAGUUUUUACCAUUUAAUAAGUUAGCACAUGCUUAUGUGAUCAGUGAGGUAAUAAUAAUAAUAAUAAUAAAUAUCACUGUCUAAAUUAUAGCAGGAAUUUUAUAGCACCGCAUUAACUCAAUUUUAGUUACAUAUGACAGAAAAAAUUUGUCAUCUUCAAAAAAAAAAAAGAGUACCGAAAAGAUUUUCUUCAGACAUGAAACCAACCUAAAUGAAACUAUAUAAUACAAAAAUACCAGUUCAAUAAAAGUAUAAAAGUAAGAGUGGGGUUGAAGAAAUAUUAUGUGUUUUAAAAAAAAUAAAAAGAAGACUUUACACAGUUUUUCUCUAAAUAAAGAAAUGUGAGCAAGGUAUAAGCUUUAAAAAUUAAAAGUCAAUGGGCAUUUUGCCAGAAGUUUGUUCAUUGGCAACAAAAAAUAUAAAUCGUGAACAAAGAAAAAAAUAAUAAGAGAAUUAUUCAACCUUUAAAUUAUUUUUUUUAAAAGAGGAAAGUUAAUGUUUGCUUGUCUGAAGGUGUCUACCGCUUGCAAUAAAAAUAUUUCACAUAUAUUCUUCUUGUUUUUAAGUUGUCUUUGACUCUGAAACUAAAAGUGACAUCAUUAUAAAAUUUAGAAAAAAACAACAACAAAAAAUACCUUUCUAAAGAUUCACUACUCAAUUUGUUGAUUCCUGUCUAUGGAGGUGAUUGAAGUGUGUCAAUUUGACCAUCACUUUCUGCUAGGUCACCAAAAACCUUUUUGAGUCCCAAAGCCAUGAUGAAGGUCAUAACCUUGGUAGCGGUGCCAUCAGCAGCUCUGUGCAUGAUCUGAGCCCAACACUCUGGCAUGCCCUGGAUGUGUGGCGGUGCACUCACAGCAUCAGUGGAGGACUCAGGGAUGCCCUGAGGGCGUUAGCUCAUUGUGGUGCAGGACUGUCAAGCGAAACCUGGUGAGAGUUUUCUUGUCAAACCUUCAACUAUAUGAUUAAUAACAUUUUAGCUUCAUUAAGAUUUUAAAUAUAGUGCCAAAAGUAUUAAGUGCUCCAUGACAUCCUAAAGGUCAGUGGUCAGCAACAUACUGCUCACUUUGCCUUCAGUCCACCUAAUAUUUACUUCUAAUUAAGGAUUUCAUUAAUGACUAUAUGCCUAUUUAUCUAAGCUACAAAUCUUUAUCUGGCCCCUAUCAGCAUAUUAAAUAACUCUCACAACAUUAUUCAAAAAAGGUGACAAAAUUUUAGAGUUUUGAAAUAUUAAUGCAUUCAAAUGAGAUGAUGGAAAUGUAAAAAUUGAGCUCAGAUAAUGAUGUCAAUUUUUAUAACACAUUAAUCUCAUAUGCAACACAGAUAGAAAUAUUAACAUUUAAGGAUCAAACGCUAACAUUUUUAGCACAUUCAACUCAGAUACUAGCCAUGUCCACAUUUUCAACACAGAUGAUUGAGAUAUAUCCAAAUUAGAUUAUAUAAAAGAAUGCUACACAUGUUUUAACUUAGGAUUGAUGGAAUGGUUGCAAUACAAAUUCUGGGAGAAACAGCAAAGACCAACAUGGGGGCAUUGAAAGUCCUUUACCUACUCACAAAAGGAGUCAAAGAUUCAGAGAGUCUGCUGACCACACCUACAAGUAGCAGAAGUGAGACUUCAGGUAUACACUGUUUGAUUAGAGCUUAAAGAUUUCAUAUACUUAACACUGUACCUUGGUACCUAUUGUAAAUUUGAAAGGAGAUGCACAACCCAGUUACUUAUAUCAGAGGUUUGAUUUUUAUGGUUUAAAAUAAAAAAACACAAAGAUUUCACUCUUAUUACACAGGAUGAAGAUUAGCUGAACUAAAGGAUGAAGAUUAGCUGAACUAAAUCUGCUGAAGCUUCAAUUAAUCCUAACCUUUUCUUAUGAUAUGGGUAAAGGGAAAUAAUUUUACUAUGAAAAAGUUACAUUCAUUAAAUCAUUUGGAAUACAUACAAAUAAUGAGACAGUGUGCUCAGUUGUCUCCUCUUCUCCAUGGACAUUCUACUGGUGACAGGUCUAUCAAACUAUUUUCUUUUAAGAAAAACAGAAAUAAUAUGCUUAUAGAGUGGAUGGCCAUCUUUAUGCUCAGUUUUAUGUGUCACAAAUCACACUGCCACACCAUUUAUGGAUAUUGGCAUUAAUAUCUCAAUAAUUAAUAAUAAUAAUAAAGCUUAUUUAAACAUCACGCUUCAUCCCCAAAGGCUCCAUAUUAAAAAGAAAUGAAAAAUCUAUAUUUUACCACAUUGAAAUACAAAAUGCAACAUUACAAAAACUACAUACUAGAAUACCCAUUCUAAGUCUUUCAUCCCUUGCAACCAUAAACAACACAGGCCACUUUACAUGUAGGAGAUAAUAGUUAGCUGGAAAAGAUGGUAGACAAAAUAUUAAUUACCUCAAGAAAAUUGGUUUAAUUCUUUCAAGCUGCUAACUAUAACUUUUAGACUGAAGUCUUGGAUAUUAUAUGAGAGAAUGUGUAACACAGAGCGCUUUCAUUUCUAAACAAAGGGCUACUUUGAGAUCUUUGAAUGCAUUAGUUUUUUAUUUCUGAUCCUUUGUUGUUUCUUGUUGUGUCCUGUGUGCUGAAGAGGGCAUCUAGUCAAACCAUCCUUAUAAUUGUCCUGUCUUUUCUUUUCAAGCCUACACAUAUCUUGUCCCAUUAUUUAUUUAUAAUCUUGCCAGUUGCUUUUUUUUUUUUUUUUUUUUUAAUCCUGUAACACUUUUCAACUCUAACUAGGAUAAGAAAUAAGCAAAUUAUGCAAGUCAGUAUGGUCAAAAACAUGUCAGUAUUGUCAAAUGCAUGUCAGUAUUGUCAAAUGCAUGUCUGAAGGCUUUUAAACAUUUUUUAAUGAAUGCAAAAUAAUUUUAUUCAUUAGCUGAUGCCAGUUCCUCUGGUGAAGAGCUUGAUACACAAGAAGAGAGUAGCCAAAAAUCUAAUUCCCCACUCAGUGAAUCAGGGACAAGGUCAUCUCUCAGUGAUAUAUUUGAAAGAAGUGAAGAGGGGGAGGUGAUAAGCUUAGAUUCCGGUGGUGUGAGAUACACUGAACUUUCUCAUAAGGUAACAAACAUUUCAAAUGAAUGUUGAAACACUUAAGGCAAACAGCCUUGGUUAACUAACAUCUAAAAAUUUCUUUGGGUCAGGACUGAACAGUGUUGAAAAUUUUCAAUUACGAUAUUAUUUAGUUUGGAAUUUUGUUUCUAGAGGUUGAUAGUGGAUUGUUUUUUGGUUGGUAAUGAUUGUCAGAAUCACACAUAAACUUAGAAUGAAAAUGAUAUCACAGUUAAUUAUUGUGACUAACUUAUUAGAUUAAAAAAAAAAAAUUUUAUUAAUGAAUUUCAAUUUUAAUUUGAGCAGUGUACCCAACAAUAUCUUAUUUGUAAAAAAACAAGAACACACCUAUCUGAAACUUUGAGACUCCGUUAUCAGUAAUUUGAAUCUGUUAUCAGUAAACUAUAUUUUAUGUGCUCCAGACCAGAUCAGAUAAAAGUGGUGUGAAGCAAACUGAUGACACAACAAAUCAAGAGGAUGCUAAAGAAGCAACCUCCAUAAAAGCAUCACUGGAUUCGGGAUCAUCAAAAGGUGAUGAAUGUGACAGAGCUGAAUUAAACUGGCCUAUUUUUGGUAGCAGACUUUUCCCUAAAUUUCAAACACAACAAAAUGAUUUAUUGUAUUUUUUUUUUUAAAUGUUUAAAAUGUAAUGGAUCUGAAAAGAAAUGUUAAGUGAAUUUACAACAUAUUCAAUUAGCAAGUUUGAUUUUUCUGUGCAUUUUUACAGCUGUUCUUGGUUUAAAAUAACUAAAAUUAUGGCGAGAAUUAGACCAUUGUGUUCAUGAAAGUUUGUCACUUAAAUGUAAGGAGCAACUAGAAAUUACUGACCUAAGUGCCAAUGAGAAACUUAGUGUAUAAUCUUAAAACUUUUUGGUAGAAAGAUGCAUGGUAGUUUAUUGAGAUAGUAAUUGUUUUCAUAAUGUUUGGUUGGAUGGAUGAGUGGUGUUGCUUGAAUUUAGUAAAACAUGGGUUACCCAAGGAGAUGUUAUGGUUAUUCAGUAACCCUAGACAGCAAAGUUUUCAACAACCUCCUACAAUAAAUAUAUACAUAAAACGUGUGCUUUUAUUUUAUUGUUUUAUCGAAUUCUUAUAACAGUAUUAACAAUUUACCAGACAAAGACACUACUAAGGGGGAGGCAGAAAACAGAACACAAGAUGAAGCAUACUUAAAUAAUGGAGAGGUAUUUGAAGUGUCUGCAUCAGAAACAGAUUUGUAAUUAGUUCAAGAUAUUUAAACAUAUUAGUGAUUUUUUUUAGCUCCGUAUUUCUUUACUAACACAAAAGUUCUAUAGAAAAUUGAAAUGAAUUUUUAGAUGUUUAGUUAUUCAUAGCAAGUUAAAAUUUGUUGACAUUUAAACUUCAUGAAUUAAAUUAGGAAUUAAAAAAGUCUAAAUAAAAACUGGAGUAACAUUAUAUAUUAUUAUGGCUGAUGACAAAAGCUGUCUGUUUUAUGCCAUCAGCUGAUAGACACCCCAGGCAUUUUGGGAUGGCACUGGGAAGUGGCUCUGACUUACGCUGAAGUUCUGGCAAGCAUUGUGAUCUAUGGAAGCUCAGCUGAGAUUCAGAAACAUGCACUCAUGGGAGAUAAUGACAGUGUUGAAGAGUUGCUGUAUCACUGUCGGACACAGACAGGAUUUAACACAAGCCCUGUUCGCAGUGCUGGGCUGCUGGAUUUGUUAUUCUUCAAUCUGAAAGAGGACAUUAAUGAUGAAGGUUUGUGCCCUGCUGUGGGAUUAUUUUUUUUUUCAUCAUUUUUUUUAGCAAUUGUUUUUAAGUAAUAACAUGACCAACUUUGAAGUUGGCUUUAUUCUUAACAUUUAUGUGCAAAAAUCUGGUAAGAAAUAUGGAUGUGGCAAUAAAGUAACUGGCAUGAGACAACCGGGAUCAAAAACAUGAACUAGGAACAAUCUGAAGCAAUUAAACAAUUUGAUAUUUUAUCAAAUAUCUAAAAAUUAACUAAUAUAAUAGUUUAUAAGCAGUAUAAUGUAAAAGGCAUGAGUAUGACUGAUCCUCAGUAAAAGUAGUCAGCCAUAUUUCACAUAUACAGUAAAAGGAGAGUUAAGUGUACCUGUCGCUAACCACCAAGUCAUUUUUUUGUAUGUAUUAGUUUAUGUAAAGAUAAGAUGUUUUUAAAUAAAUUACUGUAACAUUAAUUUAUGUCAGAGAGGCACCUUUGUUAUUUUUGUGUGAAUUUUUCGGUUAUGGCAACGGGCCUAACGGGCCUUACAUAACAAUUUAUCAUUGCCAUACACUUGACUUAGGAAAUGACUGGAGUUGGAAAGUUCGAUUUGGAGCUGUCCAGGCCCUGGUGAAUAUGUGUCGCAGCUUAGAAGGGGACAUACUGAGGGAAGGCCUGCGCACAACAGCCUGGCACUUCUUACUUAAAGCCAAUGCCAUGGAGAAAGAUUUGAGAGUGAUAGAAGCCUUGAAAGUGGGACAGGUAUUUGAGAUUUUACAAAACAAUGAAAAUGUGUCAGGCAUUUAGAGCGUUUAAAUAUUUCCAAGCUAAUUCAAACUUAUACAAUCUAACUUAAACUUAUGUAAACCUACACAAUCUAAUUUAAACUUAUUAGGUCUAUACAAUCUAAUUUAAACCACUCCGAAUGUCUAAAAUGUGAUUGAAACCUCUUCAAACUAUUCCAAAACUACCAUGUGAACAAAAACUUCACCAAUCUAACCCAAAACUUUCCAACCCUCUUGAGCUGUAAAAGUAAAACCCCUUUUUAACCAAUUCUGAUUACAUUUUACAGUUAUAUUUUCAUGAUUUAUUUAAAAAAUUGCAACAAGCUGAUAUUAGUAAUGCUAGCCUACAACAAAUUUUUUGCAGAGAUUUGAUUUUUUAAUACCAUGCCAAGUUGGCUAUUGUCUACCAACUCGGGUUGUUGAUUUUUUUUGUAGUCAUAGUUUAACAACGCUCAAGAUGACUGGCAAUUUUAUUCCACUUAUACCUGGGGUCAACCUUUUACAAAACCGUUACAGUUUAACUUAAAAAAUAUUUUUAAACAAUUUGAUAUUGCAUGACCUCAGCAAAAUGUUAGUUGCCUUCUAUAUUAUUAUUUAUUUUGGUAGCAUUUAGCUUAAACUUGAUGUUCUGAGAGAAAUAUUCAACCUAUUUGAUAACUUAACUUAUCUUCACUACCCCCACAAAAUAAACAAAAAAAGAAAAAUAUUUAAAUACCGGUGAUUAAUAAUUUUGUUAAUGAAUAAAUACAUUUUUUUUAAAAGCUGAAAUUUAAUGAUAACUUUCAAAGAUCAAAAUUCAAACUAGCUGUAAAGAUCUUAAAUGAUUUCCUUUCAUCUACGUCGUUACUCAACAGUCUUUAAGAUCAGCAGUCUCCACAAUGGGAAUAUAAAACAAAAUCAGCCACCAUUUAUUACAUUUCAAACUUAGAACAUUUAUUUCUUGAGUGAGAGGUGUGUGGGUGUUGUUAGUUGUUUUAUAGAAGUAAAAUGGCUGCACCACUGAGGACCUUUGCAAAGUAAAUAAAAUUGUUCCCCCUUGUAUAUAUUAUCGCCUGCAGGUACAUGCAGACACAAGUUCAUUCCUCGACGCUGGCGUCAGGGAGCAUCCUCCCUCCAUAGGGGGCCGCAUUGCAUCUGGCUUGUCUGUCAUCUACUUGCCACCCAUUCCUCCCCCCACUACAGCAUCUCCCAUUAAGAAAACUACUUACCAUCCUCAAGUGGCUCAACAACUGCCAUUUAAGAACAGUUUAGAGGAGACCAGGCCCAUGAGAACUUCUUUGAAGUAAGUACAAGUCUUUUCUUUUCUGGCAAUAUGCCAUGCAUGCUCUUGCCAUAUUUUGUUCAGAUUUACAAAUAAAAUCUCCACACCUUUUAAUCGGGGCUGAAAUUUUAAACCAGAUUUUGUCGAAAUAAACUUAUUUCUAAUACCACAGAGAUGGAGUUUGUUGUGACUUUCUUUCUAGAACCAAAUCGGCAUAAACCUUAAUGCUACUAUUUAACUGAGUAUUUAUUAUUUAAAAAAUUACAAAUGGAGAAAUAAUUUAAAUAUGAAAAUCAUUGUGUGUAAUGAUAUGGAACAUUUGAUUAUUUUUUUAAUUGAUUACCAUUAUUGAAUUCUGUAAAAUGCUGUAAAUCCUAACCUUUGAUAAUAAAUUUUUUAAAAUGUCUUUUCCUCAGACAAGAAAUUGAUCUGGCCACAGCUUUAUAUGAAAAAGCUCCUGAUUACAACACCAGGAAAAGUUUUGAUCUACGGAGAAUCGUAGAGGAUCAGGUACGGUAAAAGCAAAGAAAAUAGACAUGGAAAAGGAGAAUAACUAGUUUUGGCUUUUAUCUUGGUUGUUGAAUGCUUAUUUUAUUCUUAUGAAUGUUGUUUUAUUUUAAAUAACUCUGUAUUGUAUACCUGACUUGUUCUAAGUGUAAUAUGGGGAGGAGUUAGUUUCACUUCAUUACACUUCUUCUAACUUACAUGUUCAUUUCUCAGAUUUGACAUGAAGUGGAAAAUAUUAUUAAAAUAUGUAUUAUUAGUUAAUAAUAUAAUAUAAAUUCAUAUAAUAUAAAUUCAAUAAAAAAAAGUGUCCUAAAUUUUCAGUGGAGAAAAGAACUCCAGUCAAAUCUAAAACUGGGUGAGGAGGAUGAAAUGAAAGAAGUUAUGGAAAAACAGAAGAAUGAAGAGGAGCGUCAGAGGCAAGUUGCAGAAGUGAAACUGAACAAACUGAGUAAAAAAAGGAGUUCUUGAAAGUUUUAUAAACCAAGAGCUGAAAAUGGGUAUUGGAAAUGCCCAUGCACUAAUUCUUGUAUGAAAUAUAGUUCAUGUUACAAUGUUGUAUACUACUAUGCAUGUCCUGGUUACAAUGUUUUUCAAAUCAUCUGACAGUGAACAGCAAAAAAAAAAACAGCCUUCAUGGUCAUUUUUUAAAUGGAGGUGUUAUUUUUUUAUUUAAAGUCCUAGAUCAUUUACUAUUUACAGCUUUAACCUGUUGUUUUCAAAUACAAUUUAAUUUUUCUUUAAGACAUAAUUUUGUGUGUGGCUAAAUCUAAAACAAUUUUAAAAGGUCUUUAUGUAGUCAAGCCAUUGCAAGAUGGACACACCCAGUGAUGGCAAGCUCAACCCACUCUGUGAAAUGCAAGUUGGAAAUAAAGAAAGAAGUUUGAUUGUUCUAGAAUGAAGGCAGUUACCAACACAUUUCAAAAAUAACAAAAUAAAUCAAAUUCUAUCAGGAAAAUGUAUCCAUGAUAAAAUGUGAGACUGUUUCAAUGAGAACAUGAAAGAUGAUCUCAUUUGAUAUUAAUUUAGUCAUUGAACAGAUACAGAUGAUGGAAAUCAAAGAUACAAAUCAAAGAUAAACCGAGACCACCAAAAUAAAGAUAUUAAAACAACUUUAGGGGAUGUUUUAUUGUUUUAUUUUUGAUGAAUAUAAAAUUCACCCUUAAAACAUUCUCAUAUAAAAUAAUCAACAUACAAAAAAACUAUCCUCUAUGACACACCCGGAGAGCAUGAUUUCAGUACAGUACCAGGAUGCCACUUGUAAUGCCCCGUGUGCAUUUGUUUCUCAUGUGUUUGUUAUAGUUAUAUGGCUUUUUGUUAAGCUUAACAAAAUUAGGAAAUAAAACAUUUUACACAAAAAUUAUUCGCGUGGUCAACAAGUCAUUAAAUUGUUUCAUGGUUCACAAAAUAAUAUAAUUGUGUUUUGCUCAAAUGUAAAAAGUUUUUUUUUUAAAGACUCCAAAUUGUAGAGCGGCUUUCCAAUAUACCUUUAUGAAUGUUGAAAUGGUGAUUGUUAAUGUUGAAAUGAUAUUUCUGAAUGUUGAUAUGGUAACUAUGAAUGUUGAAAUGGUAUUUAUGAAUUUUAACAUUAAUGACAUGAUAUUUGUUCAAAUGGUAUCUUGUGAAUGUUCAAAUGGUAUUUAUGAAUGUUCAAAUGGUAUUUAUGAAAGUUGAGAUUAAUUGCAUGAAAUCUACGAAUGUUGAAAUAUUUUUAGAAAAAUGUACUUAAACAAAAAUUGCACUCCGCUAGACAAAAGCAAAACUAAUACAAAGAAGUUUAAAGAAACAAUAAUUUCAGGGCACAGCUUGGGCAAAACAAUAAACAAUUUUGCUCUUUCUUGUCGUGCUGGUAUUUAAAAUUCUAUUUUAGGCAAGUUACAAUUUAUAAGUGCUGCAGAGUACAGCCUUCAACACAUUUGCUUUACUUUAUUUUGGGUAGUUGGUUAUUGUAAAAGAAUCCACAAGGGACAUUACUCAAUCUUAAUUUAAAAAUUCAAUAUCCUGUGUUGAAAAGUCAAACUCUUUCCAUGUAAGACACAAAUCACACAAGGCUUUGAAACUCUUCAACAGCGCUGGUACAAAAUUGGCAUUAACUACCAAUACAAUUAUUUGACAAUCCCUUUUCUGUCAAUCCACUGCAGAACAAUGGAAAUUGAGUUUUUUUUGCAAUCGCUAACUAACCACUAUUGUUUAGAUUUCAUCUUCAACAUGAAAGACUGAGAUUUGGGAUACAGAUACAAAUUUGCAGUUCAACCCUUUUAAUAAUUAGUUAAUUGUUUUCACCUUAACAAAGUGAUGACAUCGUUUAGGACCCUUUUUAUUAACAUAUUGAGUAAAGAAAGGAUUAUGUUGUUGCAAUUUACACAAGUGAGAACGACUUAUCCAAAAUGACCUCCAAAAGAUAAUAUAAUUAAACAAGGUGGCCUUAUAACAGUUGAUAACAGGCCUGCACAACUCAAAUUGUAAGGCGGGCCGUAAUACUUUAUGAAAACUUGUGCUGGCCAAAAUAUAAUAGGACAGGGAGGGAAAGCUAUUAAGAGAAUAAUAAUAAUAAUAAUAAAGAAUAUUUCGUUACUUCGCGGCAGAAAAGUGGGUGCUGGCGUGCCGCAUGCGGCCCAUAUGUUGUGCAGGCCUUCCUUAUAGGAAAUAGGUAGGACUUUGAAGUACUUUAUCUUGUCAGGCAUCAAAAACUAAACAAUAUAACUUUAGUGCAGUGAAUAAAAAAUAUCAUUCAAGGGUCCCUUUAGAUGAGACAUGGGCAUUUUCAUAACACACACAGGAGCAAAAUUGCUUUUCUUAAAAAGGAAAAUGUGAUUGUUGAGGUUGAGUUUUACUUGUAAAACUUGGAAUUGAUUGGACAUCACUCAGUCACUCAUCAAAUGUAUUUUAAUUUUAAACAGAGAUGCUUCAAGUUUUUGUAUGACAUCAAAAUAUUUCCGGCAUUUUUUCUGUCUGUGACUGACAUUGGUAAAAUGUAAUUAUAUUUUGAAAUUAAACCAUAUCUAUAAAUACAUUUGACAUGCAAGCUUCCCUGUUACUGUACAUAAAUAUUUCAUGUGUUUCUGUUUUAUUCCUGAUUAUUUUUGACCUCAUAUUUUGUAGAAUGCCAAGUUUCACAGUGAACACAGAUGAAGGCAAAGUCCAAAUUUUUAUCAAUUUAAACACCCCCUCCCCUUUUUUUUUUCAAACCCACAUAUGUUGAAGUAAAAAGAAUUGACUUUUAAAAAGGUAAAAUUAUAAGGAGGACUCCGUACAAAUAGCUCAAGGUUAAAAUUAUUUUGAAUCAUCUGUGUUUUGACUGGUCUCUGUUGGUCUGUCUUCUUCCUUCUUCUCACUGUGUUCUCUGCUUGUGCUUCUAUUCCUUCCAUGCGAUCCACUCUCUUGGUCCUUCCCCUUACUUCUGCUUCUCCUGCUCCUGUCUUUGGUCCUAUCACCAUGUUUAGCUCUGGUUUUAGAUCUGUCCUUACUUCUGCUGUCACUUCGACUUCUGUCCCUACUUCUGCCUCUGGUCCUUUCUUCACUUCUUCCUCGACUUCUGCCCCUGCUCUUGUCUUUACUUCUACUUCUGCUUUUACUCCUGCUCCUGUCUUCAUCCCUACUCCUAUCCCUGCUCCUGUCCUUACUUCUGCUCCUAUCCCUGCUCCUAUCUUCAUCCCUACUCCUGUCUUUAUCUUUGCUCCUAUCUUCAUCCCUACUCCUAUCCCUGCUCCUCUCCUUACUUCUGCUCCUAUCCCUGCUCCUGUGCCUGCUCCUCUCCCUACUGCUACUUCUGUGCCGGCUACUUCUACUACCACUCCGACUGUUACUUCUGCUGCGGCUACUCUUAUCACCACUCCUGCUCCUAUGUCUGCUCCUGCUCCGUCUGCUUCUGCUCUUAUCCUGACUCCUAUGUCCAUGCCUAUCUCUUCUAUGCUUCCUGUUUCUUCUAGCGUCAAUGUCGCCCUCAUGACCAUCCCCGUGGAAAAUCGGCAGCACUGGAGGUGCCACCUGCAGUGGUUGUGCGUACCUCCCCGACAUGUCUCUCAUUUGGUUCCCCAUGCCUAGAAACUGGUUGUAUUUUCGGAGGUAGCUCUUGUUGAAAACAUGGAGUCCACCACGGAAGCCAGGUGGAGGAGGGGGAGGCAUUCGCAUACCUCUCAUGCCCCUGGGGCCACCCCGCAUAGGCAUCGGGGGCAUGCCGCGAGGACCCCGGCCCCUCAUGGGGAAAGGUGGACGGAAAUGCAUGGGAAAAGGUGGAGGGAACAUCAUCGGAUGAGGCGGUGGGCCUGGUGGUAGAGGCAUCAUGCCGCCCCCUGGACCCAUUGGAGGCAUUGGCCCCCCACGACGGGAGCGAGAUGACUCAUGAUCUACCUCU
Lymnaea stagnalis (great pond snail) is the source of this 15616-nucleotide messenger RNA. The record is from the annotation of a GenBank genome assembly. NCBI's taxonomy places the organism in Eukaryota, Metazoa, Mollusca, Gastropoda, Lymnaeidae.